This is a messenger RNA of Archocentrus centrarchus (flier cichlid), 2655 nucleotides long. RefSeq names its product nuclear receptor subfamily 4, group A, member 1 (gene nr4a1). Gene Ontology annotation, molecular function: zinc ion binding; nuclear glucocorticoid receptor binding; RNA polymerase II cis-regulatory region sequence-specific DNA binding. NCBI's taxonomy places the organism in Eukaryota, Metazoa, Chordata, Actinopteri, Cichliformes, Cichlidae. Gene Ontology annotation, cellular component: transcription regulator complex; nucleus. The record is from RefSeq and is a predicted model, not a curated record. Gene Ontology annotation, biological process: cellular response to corticotropin-releasing hormone stimulus; regulation of transcription by RNA polymerase II. The coding region runs from base 126 to 1853 and encodes 575 amino acids. The transcript is spliced from 7 exons.
AGUGUUACCGGGACCGGAGCUCAGGGACUGCUUCUCAGCUGAGAGACACGGAAGAUGACACAUGGUCGUUUGUGGAAUACGGACCGUUCAUAACACUUGUAGACGGACCAAAGAGUCUUGCAGCCAUGACUUGCAUAUACCCCCAGCAUGGAUCUCAGCCCAGUGAGAACAACCUCGGCAGCUCAGAGUUUCAGAAUACAGACUUUAUCUCAAGGCUGGCUGUGGAAAUGAAUAACCCGCUAGAACAGCACCUCUCUGCACCAUCCCUGCCAGGCAUCAGUUCCCUGAUGAGCACUCCUGCAGGAGAGUUUGAUGCAUAUUCAUGCCAGUUUACCACGACUUCUGCCCAUGUCACUCCAUCUUCAGCACAAGACACUCCUUUCAAGUUCGAUGAACUCCAAGUUUACGGCUGCUACCCUGGACCGUUCAUGUUGAGUUACCCUGAUGAAUCUGUGUCCCCCCCUGGGUCAGAUUAUUUCGGCAGCCCUGCAUCAGCCUCGGCUCCUUCGACCCCUGGGUUUCAGAGUCUGCAUGCCUCCACCUGGGAUUCAGCCUUCGGGCCAUAUUCACCCAGUCCAGGAUACUGGGCAUCUGAGGAGACAUCAGCACCACAUGCACCAUCUUUCUUUACAUUUGGCGCAAGAUCUGUGGAGGAAAUGUCUCAUUUGGGUCAGCCACACUUAAGAGAUCAUGAUGCUUUCACCCUGACCCAUCCUCAUCCAUCUACGCUGAGCUUCCCCACAUUGGAGAUGGAGCAAGCAUGCAGCCUGGAUGGUGCUGAUCAGUUGGAUGCUGGAAGCUUAUCACCUAAGCUGAAAAGUCCAGGUGGAAAUGAGGGCUGCUGCGCUGUAUGUGGGGAUAACGCCUCCUGUCAUCACUAUGGAGUUCGCACAUGCGAGGGAUGCAAAGGGUUUUUCAAACGUACUGUGCAGAAAAAUUCCAAGUAUGUUUGCCUUUCCAAUAAGGAUUGUCCUGUGGACAAGAGGAGGAGGAAUCGAUGCCAGUUCUGCCGUUUUCAGAAGUGUCUAGCUGUAGGCAUGGUCAGAGAAGUUGUCAGAACUGAUAGCCUGAAAGGAAGAAGAGGCCGCUUACCUUCCAAGCCUAAAAUUGUUCAUGAUGUAACAGCCACUGUGUCUCCAGUGAGCAUGAUCGCCUCACUUGUGAGGGCCCAUAUUGAUUCAAACCCCAGCGUUGGGACACUGGAUUAUUCUAAGUAUGCUGAGAUGGAUGUCAGCAUGAACCAGAAAGAGGACGCCAGUGACAUCAGACAAUUUUAUGACUUGCUUACAGCCUCCAUGGAGGUUAUCAAGACAUGGGCAAAGAGCAUCCCAGGUUUUUCUGAGUUCUACCCUGAGGAUCAGGAACUGCUGCUUGAAUCAGCUUUUGUUGAACUCUUCAUCCUGCGUCUUGCAUUUCGGUCUGAUCCUAGAAUGGAGAAGCUUAUCUUCUGCAAUGGGACCGUACUUCAUAAAACGCAGUGCAUACGGGCUUUUGGCGACUGGAUCAAUUCCAUCUUGGAGUUUUCUCAAAAUCUCCAUCGCAUGAAGCUAGACGUUUCCUCCUUCGCCUGUCUCACAGCCCUAGUCAUAAUCACUGACCGACAUGGCCUUAAGGAGCCAAAACGAGUGGAAGAUCUUCAGAACCAGCUCAUCACCUGCCUUAAAGAUCACGUCUCUGGCUGUGGCUCUGACUCUUUGCGGCCCAAUUAUUUAUCCAGACUUCUCGGGAAGCUGCCUGAGCUCAGGACUCUGUGCACUCAAGGCCUCCAGCGCAUCUUUUAUCUUAAACUGGAAAACCUUGUUCCUCCGCCACCGAUCGUGGAAAAAAUAUUCCUGGACACGCUUCCAUUUUGAGCGUGAGAUACACCAUCUGUGAUGUGAAAUCUGGAGAUGAUCUAAGAGCCAAAGAAAACAGACUGAAUGCUCAUACUCCAGGUAGCAAAGUAAAACUGCAUGCAGCUAAGAAGAAAAGCAAUCCUUAGGGAUUAUGCAAUAUCAGAAGAAAAGUGCAACUUCUGAAUGAGUAAUAAACCUUUUAUAAGUCACAUUUUUUGGAGCCAUCACAUGAUUCUUUACUUGAUUAGGAAAUUGUAAUCUCUCCAAAUGGAAUUAGAAUGUUUACUGUUUACAUACAGCGUUCCAUGAAUGGAAACAUUUCAGAUGGUGGAAAGAUGACUGCACUUUUCCAGUUACAAAGUGUAUGCAAAUAAGGUCUGCACCAUCAUUUGAAUGAUAUAAGCAACAAAGCAUUAAUGUGAUAUCUUUAGCUCCAGUAUUAAAAUAGCCAAUAGUACUUAAAGAAUUAUUCAGUAGUACAGUUCAUGUAUCAUGAAUUUACUCUGAACAGCUAAUAUACUGUGUAUUUCCCCAGUACAGUCUUACACACUGGCCUGGUUUGUAAAUGUCAUUUUAUAUCUGUUUUAAUCUCUGGUGUUGUUGCCACAUGAAAUGUGUUAUACAGUUUGGUCAUAUUUAUGUACAAAGAUGUUCUCUUCUGCUGCAGCUAAACAUGAAAUAAAAUGUAGAACUGCAUAUUUUGAAUGCCUUUGCUGUCUUUACUCUGAAUAUUUACAAUAAUUUUAUUGUUUAGGUUAGGCAGUGGUGGGGAAUAAUGAAACUAUGAAACUAAACCAAUAGUUUUCAUUUUGCAUUAGCG